This is a messenger RNA of Bombyx mandarina (wild silkworm), 2377 nucleotides long. RefSeq names its product cadherin 74A (gene Cad74A). The record is from RefSeq and is a predicted model, not a curated record. Gene Ontology annotation, cellular component: cell-cell junction; plasma membrane. NCBI's taxonomy places the organism in Eukaryota, Metazoa, Arthropoda, Insecta, Lepidoptera, Bombycidae. Gene Ontology annotation, molecular function: calcium ion binding. Gene Ontology annotation, biological process: homophilic cell-cell adhesion.
AUCUCCAGUCACAUACACGCUUCUCUUAAAGCUAAAAUAGGUAUGCCUACGCAGAACACAGCGCCGGGCACUGUGGUGUACGAGGUGGUGGCGACGGACCCAGACGACCCCACGCAGCCCUCCGGCCAGCUCCACUACUACAUCCAGCAGAGCGAUGACCUCACUCCCGCCUUCACCAUCGAGAGGCGGACCGGUGUGCUGCGCACGCGCGGCGCGCUGGACCGCGAGCGGCGCGCGGAGUACGCGCUGGUGGUGGUGGCCGAGGACGCGGGCCGCCCGCCGCUGCGAGCCACCGCGCUGCUGCGCCUCGCCGUCGCCGACCUCGACGACCACAAGCCGCACUUCGCCAGGAACCUCGACGACCCUCCAGUGGUGAUGUUGGUGCAAGAGGAAGUCCCAAUCGGUACCGAAAUCGGGAGGCUGCGAGCCAUAGAUGAAGACAUCGAAGAAAAUGCAGCGAUCGACUACGCCAUCAUAUCGGGCAACGAGCUGGGCGCCGUGCGGGCGGAGCGCACCACCAGCAACGAGGCGCGGCUGGUGGCGGCCGCGCGGCUCGACCGGGAGCAGCUGGACCGCCUGCUCAUCACCCUCAAAUGUUUCAAGCACGGAACCACCCCGACACUCACCGACGCAUACAACAGACUGGAUCCGUCGCAUAUCCAGGUGUUGAUAAAGGUGGAAGAUUUGGACGACAACAUACCCGAGUUCGUGGGCGGGAACGUGACGGUGGGCGUGCGGCUGAACGUGGCGCCGCACACCGCGGUGGUGACGCUGCGCGCCGCCGACGCCGACCCCGGGGCCGCCCCCCUCCGCUAUCUCCUCGCCGCGGCCUCCUUCCAGUCACCUAUUCAGGAGAAGUCGUUGUCCAAUGUUAGUGAUGUAUUUUCACUGGACAACGUGACCGGAGAGCUGAAGAUCGUGCGAAACCUCAUUCACUACGCGGACGGGAUAUUCAGGCUGCGGGUCCUGGCUUGUAAUUCGGACGAGGCCGAUCGUUGCGGACAGGUGUGGGUCGAGGUGACAGUGGUUCGCGAGCGCGAGCUGCUGCGGCUGGAGGGCGCGGGCUGGUCGCGGCGGAGGCUGGGCGACCUGCAAGCUGCACUGGACGCAGUGCUGGCACCCCGAGCUCUUCGACUCCAACUGCAUCUGCACGACGCCGCCGCACACACGCAUCUCGGGCCGUGCUUCCAACUGCGCUCGGUGGAGACGGGCAGCGCCCAGACGGCGCGCGCGAUGCUGGCGACGUUGCGCGCGCUGGACGCGGACGUGCGCCGCGUGCUGGAGCAGUACUCCGUGCGCAACGUGACGCGCUGCGGCCCGGCGCCCGCCCCGCCCCGCGCCGCGCACACCGCCCUCCUCGCCCUCGCCGCCGCGCUGCCCCUGGCCGCCCUCCUCACCGCCGUCACGCUCUGCUGUAUGCACGAUGCCGCAAAGAAAAGUUCCCGCAAAGCCUUGGUAGGGGUUGCGCCGAGCCGCCUCUACAGCGAGCCGCUCUACUCGUCCUGACGCGCGGCGGUCGCCCCGGACUCUCCACCGGAAGACUAAUGCGACCAACCAACCACUAAUGACCUCGCCAGAACAUCAGCAAAUAUAUAUAAUUGUAUCAAACGUUUGAAUCCUUAAUUACGCUAGUUUAUUGUUCGUUGUGAUCAGCCAUAAUUAGUACGAUCUCUAGAGCACUGCACUGUGCAAGCUGUCGUCGCGAACUACGCGCAACUAAGGUUGCCUGUCCACCGGAGCGGAGCGAGGCAGUGAAGCGAAGAAACGAAGAAAUAUUAAUCAAUAAGACUGCACAAAAUCUCCGCUCUUUAGUGGACAAGGAGUUGCGAGCUAGUUUAAAAAUUCAUACAAAACCGGUAAGCGGAGUGGUAUAGCGGAGCGAGGCAGCGGAGCGGGGAAGCGAGCGCGGGUGCGGGCGCCCGCAGUAUGAACUGACUCGUCACCUAGGUACUAAACUCCGCACCGCAUUACUUUUUCGCUCCGCUCCGCUCCCUCGCUCCGCUCCAGUGAACAGACACAGUACGCAACUCCGCUCCGCCUUACUCCGUUGCUCCGCUCCGCUGCCUCGCUCCGCUCCAGUGGACAGGCAGCCUAAGGAUCCUCUGAGUCCUCUGACUGAGAAAAUUUAACAAAUAUUUAUGUAUUUAUAUUUAUGCACUUGCACGGUACAUUAGAUACGCAAACGUACAUGCGUAUUGAUGUAGAGAUUCUGAUAGUUAGUGUUAACGAGUAGGUACUAGUUGUAAUGAAUAACUUUGGGUGGCGAUGUUUCUGUCCAAAACUCCGACAAAACAAUGUGAUAUAAUAUGUUUAUUGAAAUUUUACAAAUUACAUUCUAAGUCAUGACGAAAUAAUGUACAUACAUAUAUUAGUAUUU